AUGAGUCCUUUGGAGAGUAAUCCUGUGGCUGUUUUAAACCACAUUGAUGAAUAUGUCGAACUGCUUUAUGAUGAUAUUCCAGAGAAAAUAAAGGGCUCUUCACUUAUUUUACAACUGGCCAGGAACCCAGAUAACUUGAUAGAACUAGCAAGAAAUGAAGCUUUACUAAGUGCUCUCUCAAGAGUCCUGAGAGAGGAAUGGAAGAGGAGUAUAGAACUAAGUACAAACAUUGUAUACACCUUUUUCUGCUUCUCGACUUACUUGGAGUUUCAUCCUGUUAUCAUUCAGUACAAAAUUGGUUCUCUCUGUAUGGAUGUUAUUGAUUACGAAUUAAAGAGAUAUGACCAGUGGAAAGAAAAAGUUGAGGGAAAGAAACAAGUGCUGACACCAGAGAAGAAUGAACUUCCAAAAAGUCGUAUACCAGAACCAAAAACGUCGUCCUAA
Danaus chrysippus (African queen) is the source of this 444-nucleotide messenger RNA. The record is from the annotation of a GenBank genome assembly. NCBI's taxonomy places the organism in Eukaryota, Metazoa, Arthropoda, Insecta, Lepidoptera, Nymphalidae.